This is a messenger RNA of Contarinia nasturtii (swede midge), 5355 nucleotides long. RefSeq names its product transcription factor RFX3 (gene Rfx). The transcript has 12 exons. The record is from RefSeq and is a predicted model, not a curated record. The coding region runs from base 1601 to 3907 and encodes 768 amino acids. NCBI's taxonomy places the organism in Eukaryota, Metazoa, Arthropoda, Insecta, Diptera, Cecidomyiidae. Gene Ontology annotation, biological process: regulation of transcription by RNA polymerase II. Gene Ontology annotation, molecular function: DNA-binding transcription factor activity, RNA polymerase II-specific; RNA polymerase II cis-regulatory region sequence-specific DNA binding.
AUAAUUGCAGUAUACUUAUUUAACUACUUUUCCUCAAAAAAUAACGAUCCAUAUAAAAGUGAAAUGGAACUUCAACAUUUUUUGAAAUGGUUCAUCAUAGAUACUUGAUUCAAAGAAAACAUAAUAUAAUCUUUCCGAGUGUCACGUGAUUUCUCCCUUCCUUUUCCCUAGAGAUAUUACCGAAUUCAAACUUAUGAAUGAGUUCAAAGUGGCUGGUAUCCAGGUGUUCAAAACGCUGUUAGUGCGAUGUAUGAACCAAUAUUACACCUCAAUGUAAUAUACUCGACGACAUUUACGCUGGCACUGUAAUGAAACAGCUUGCCGUUUCGCUUCACUGAUUUGUAAAUACUCCCUCAUAUUGUGUUUCGAAAAUUGAUAGAAAAAUGUUCCAAACAAUUAUAACACGAAAAGUAAAAAUAAAGCACACAUGUCUUUAAUCAUACUAUGCAUAGUAGCAUGUGGUCAAUGUUAGAUUCUUUUUUUCAAAGUGUGCAUAUAACCAAGUGCCUCAACUUUUUUGGAUAAAACCCCAUAUUGGAUAAAUUUCUUAAUGUCAAGUUUUGAUAAAUUUAAUAUAAUAUUGGUAUUUCCAAAGACUACAUCAAAAAACGUACAGUUCCCGUCAAAAGUUUUGAACCCCCAAGUUAUUUUAUAAAAAAUGCCGUAAAAUGCCGUUUUUUGGGGUUUUAUUCUCAGAAAUCAAUAAUUUUUGGCAUGUUGUUUCAAUAACUUAUGAAGAACAAAAUAAAUAAUAUUCAGCGAAAAAUAUUCCCUGGUUUUUAAAUGGAAAGUCUUUGAGUUCACCUAGGUGGUUCCAAAAUUUUGACGGGCACUGUAAUUUAUAUCCAACCUAUUUCUAUUGUAUUUUCAAGUUUGGGUUUUAUAGUGAAGAACGAAUCUACCAUUUAAAUAUAUCGGAACAAAUAUAAAAUAACAAAAAAGAAAAUAUUUGAUCGAUAAUGUCCCCUCCUGCAUGUGUUCAUUUCUUGGCCGCAUAUAAUUAUUAUUGUCCUUUUUUAUUUAUUCUGUAAAAUGCAGUUAGAUAAAUAGCAGUUACUUUUACUGUUUCCGCCAUACGAUUGAGCGUUGUACGUAACCGGCAAAGUAUAAAACAGUUUCUAUUCAUUUUCACAGUGAAGUUUCUGUUGUUUAGUUGUAACUUCUAUGUGUACAAUUGUUAAUCUAAUAUAAUCAUGAUAAAAUAACUCUCAAUUUUUAAUAAAAGUUCAAUGUUUUGCAAGUAAGGUCCAAAUAUAUACUCGAAUAACAUAUUAAAAUAAGUGAAGUAUACUGUUACCGUGGCAAUGGCAAAUUGGAUACCAUAGAAACAACGCUUCUAUUCUGUUUUUCAUAUGUUCGCACUUCAUUACAUACAUACGUUGUGGUGAAUUUUCAAGUUAAAUGUAUAUUGGUAGUUUGAAUUAUUUAUUGCUUUUUAGACUUUUCAGAAUAGAAUUUUUGCGGAAUUCAAGUUUGAUCGUCCCUCAUAUUACAUCAAACAAAAAGCCUUCGCUAUUUAUUGUGAAAAAAUAGGAACACGGACUCAUAUACCAAUAGAAAAUUUCUCGAACUCAUUCGAUACAAAAGAAAAUUUGGAGAUAUGGCAACUCAAUUGGCGUUGCAACGAAACUUCGUUACAAUUACUCCAAGCAGUCAGAUUUCAUCAAAAACCACACAGUCUAAUCAUUCAACAACCACGAUAGCCACCUCAGCAACUAAUGGUGAAAUUGUUACCAUCACUGACAAUCAAGUAUCUGAAACAACUAACACUCCAAUUCAUAUUAUGCAGACUCAUACACAGAAAUACAUCCUUCAAGCGGGAACUACUUCUGACGGUGUUUCAAUUAUUGACGUCGUACCAAUUGAUCAGAUGGAUUCUCCAGAUGAGGCACCAAUUACCGUAUCUACCAUUUUACCUACUAAUUCAAUUGCUUCGUCGCCAAAUAAUUCCAAUUCACAACAAAUAACCGCUCAGGUUGCAUUUGUACAAACUCAAGAUGCAGCUGAAAUUGCUGAAUCAAAACCGCAAUUUAUAACUGUUAAUGUAUCCCAACAAGAAAAUGUUACCGGUCAUGGAACUUAUGUGGAAUAUGUCGAUUCUGGACUGUAUGCAACAUCUACGCAAAGCCAAACACAAAUGGCAUAUCCAGUAUACGUUAAUGAAUAUACAUCAAGUACGCAACAGCAAUAUUAUGCAGCAAAUGAGUCGUUUUCGGGUACAGGAACUCAUCAAAAUGAGACCUAUAUUGUGCCAGUAGAAGAAUCCUUAAUAUCAAAUCAAUCACGCGAGUCACCACAAGCAAUAUCUGCUGAUGUGGCAUAUGUUCACAACCAACAAACUUCAACUACGCCCACAACUUCUGAGUCGGAUUGCGCGCCAAAUAUAGCACAUGCAACACGUGUUUCUCCAGCGACGGUUUCUUGGUUGAUGGACAAUUACGAAACGGCUGAAGGAGUUAGUUUACCACGUUCAACGCUAUAUAACCACUAUAUGCGUCAUUGUAAUGAACAUAAAUUGGAUGCUGUCAAUGCAGCUAGCUUUGGAAAAUUGAUUCGAUCAGUUUUCACUGGGUUGCGUACUCGACGUUUGGGUACAAGAGGAAAUUCUAAGUAUCAUUACUACGGUAUUCGAGUUAAACCAGGUUCCAAUUUGGAAACAACGAACGAUGAUAAGACACAGGCCCCUAACAACUCUCAAGCCCAUCAACAUACAAUCACGCCACAAUCUGCCUCGAACACCGUUGUGAAGUCCCGAAAAUCGGCAUCUAGAGCUGAAUCAUAUGAAGCUUGCUCACAAUUUCUUGGUGAUGGAAAUAGAGCAAUUCCACUUUUUCCAACGAUUGACUUUGAGAAUGAUAUGCCGGAAGACAUUACGCUCGAAGAUGUCGAUACACUUCGAUCAAUUUAUCGUGAGCAUUGCGAAGCCUUCUUAGAUGCAAUACUAAAUUUGGAAUUCAGUACAAUUGAGUCGCUAUGGAGAGAAUUUUGGCGAGCACAAGACAACAAUAAUGUAGAUGAAUGCGAAGAGGAGAAAUAUCUCAGUAAAUAUAAAUUGUAUAAUUUACUACAAUGUAAAGCUGUCCAGGAAUUCAUAAAAGAGAUUGAUUAUGGUUUUUAUCAGAAUAUGGUUGAUGUUCUCAUCCCAGAUGUACUGCGCCCAAUACCCAGCGCACUGACACAAGCUAUACGAAAUUUUUCCAAAAAUCUUGAAACAUGGAUGACUUCAGCUAUGACUGGCUGUCCACAGAAAAUCGUUCAAAUCAAACUAAGUGCUGUAUCGGCAUUUAGUCAAACUUUACGUCGAUACACAUCGUUAAAUCAUUUGGCACAAGCUGCACGUGCAGUAUUACAAAACAGUACACAAAUUACACAAAUGCUAAGCGAUUUGAACCGUGUUGAUUUUCACAAUGUACAGGAGCAAGCGGCUUGGGUUUGUGAAUGUGAUGCAUCGACAGUACAAAGAUUAGAGAAUGAAUUCAAAGCAGCUCUCCAACAACAAAAUUCCUUGGAACAAUGGGCAUCAUGGUUGCGUUUAGUAGUUGAUAGUGCUCUCAAAGAAUUUGAAGGGAGACCAACAUUUUCGAAAGCCGCGCGUCAAUUUUUGUUAAAAUGGAGUUUUUACAGUUCGAUGGUAAUUCGUGAUUUAACACUUCGCUCAGCUGCAAGCUUUGGAAGCUUCCAUUUAAUUCGACUGCUUUAUGAUGAAUACAUGUUCUUUAUUGUUGAACAUAAGGUUGCAGAGGCAAAUCGAACGACUCCAAUUGAAGUGAUGGGAAAAACUGACCGUACUAGAAACACAACUCCAGACAACAACAUUGAUUCAUUGCUUGAAACUACUUAUGGCGAUGAUGAAAUAAAAAAUGAAAAUAAUCCAAAGCGUAUGCGGCAAGUGGUUCCCAAUUGGUGAUCCACGGACCCCUACACUCUUCGGUAUGCGGUUAAGUUAAUUAAUAUUAAGUUAGAAGGAGCACUUAUUAUUAAUAUUUUGUUUUGUGUGAUUUUUGUGAAUACCAUAGAAUUGAGAUAUGCACAAUAAUAUAUAUAUAUAAUCAAUUGAACAAAACGUGUGUGCACAAAACGUGUUUCAGACAUUGGACAUAAAAUAUUACGUAAAAAAUGAGAUAAGAUAGAUUCAAAGAUAAAAGAUUUUUAGAAUCAUAAUGUUUCAAUUAAAUGUAUGCUCUAAGUUGACUAAAUAUUACAGCAAAAAAGUGAUCGUAUCAUCAUAAAUAUGCAUAAAUAGCAGAUCCAGUUUAUCUUUUUACGAAACUUGUUGUCACAUCCUUUCGUUGAAAAGAAAGUAUCUCGAUUCAUAGAAGUUAUGUGUUCCGUUCACUUUCAAUGGAAAUCUAUCGAUAUAAAAAAGCACUGUUAUGAAUAUACGUCGGGCACUGAGCCCGAUAUUUUUCGAAAACCAUGGCGUGAAUAGAUACAUAUUUUAUAUUUUUGAGAAAGAACAGAGGCCGAAAAGCGACAACACGAAACAAAUCAGAGUUUAGUUUUAGUUUGAAAUUUUUCUCGGGCACUGAUCAGGCACUCGAGUGCCCGAUGUACGGUUUUAGGGUUAAAAUGAUUUUCAUCCGAUGAUAUAAUUCACGGCCAUUGAUUAAUUAAAGAAAAAUCAUCAAAAAUUCUACCUACCAACACACGAUGCAAUUGAACACAAAUGUAGAAAAAAAAUACAAAAUUGGAAUACAAGCACAGUUAUGUUUAAAAUGGAUGUCAAACGUUAUGGUUUUGGCAUCUGCAGCAGUCAUGCAUAUUCACGUUUCAAAAAAGUUUACCGAAACAAAAAUCAUUGCGACAAAUUGUGUGUUAUUUUUUCUGCGACAAAUGAACCAUUAAAUGUUAAGUAAAAAAGAAAUAAAAACUUAACUUUGCGUUUGACUACAUGUAUAGUCUACACGAAAAUGACCACCAAAAUGGGUCGUGUUACAUUUUUCAACGUUAAAAUGGAUAAAAAACGUUACAAUUUCUUAUAUUUUUUAUUAUGGUCAUCAAUGUUCUCCAGAAUCGAGUAAUCUUAAUGAAAAGUGUUUUGUCGAAAUGCUAUAAACAGUAAUUUAAGAUUCUAUUGCUUUACUUUUUCAAAAACUAUAUGUAACCUUUAAUAAUUUAAUAUAUCCCUAAUUUUGCAAUUUACUGCGCAAAGCAGAUAGAAUUUAAUAUUUAAUAUGGGAAUUAUGAUGAAUGAUGAAUGUAUAUCAUUAUUUGGAAUGCAUUAACUUUAUCCCUCUUGGUUAUUCUUGUACGUUAGAAUGUUUGUCGCAUCUGUAAAUAAAAAAAUGGAUACAUAUGUAAAGAAAGUAUUUGGAAUAAAUUUAGACGUCCGCCAUUUGAACAACAAACACACAA